This is a messenger RNA of Capsaspora owczarzaki ATCC 30864, 2440 nucleotides long. RefSeq lists its product as hypothetical. Bases 123 to 2312 code for a protein of 729 amino acids. The transcript has 3 exons. Lineage: Eukaryota; Filasterea; Ministeriida; Capsasporidae. Gene Ontology annotation, molecular function: protein binding. The record is from RefSeq and is a predicted model, not a curated record.
UUUUUUUUUCUCUUUUUUUUUCUUUUUUUUUUUUGUUUAUUUUGUAUUGAAUUUGCAUUGCAGCACAGCUUUUUUUUUUUUUUUUUUGAUUCCGGUGAGAAGGUCCGUUCUCCAGCAUUAACAUGUCACUGUGGCGACCACCGGAGCCGGACAUCCGAGGGGUGCAGCUGGUUGAGCUUCCGCACGAGGUCCUUGAGCACAUCAUCAUGUUCCUGGACUACGAGAGCGUGCAGCGCGUUGCCGAAUCGUGCCUGUUUCUUCGCAGCGUCGUCCUGUCAAGCCGACCGCUCUGGCGCGUCCUCCUCCUCCGCGAGCGCCCCUGCCUCUCGCGGUCCUCCCGAGCGCUCCUCGAGUCACAAGGAGCAUGCGUCAGGAGAAUCUUCCUCGCAAACCACCGCGUGCAGGAGCAUUGGCGAACGGGCACGGGCAAGAUAUCCUGGCUGUCCAACCGACCGAGCGCGUUGUCGUCGCGAUGCCAGAUGCUGCGACAGGUGCAGGCUGCUCAGGCUGCACAGCGCGCUGCUCCCAACCACCUUCAUAACACGGGUGCAGUCGACCAUGCUGCUGCUAAUGCUGCUGCUGCUGCUGGUGCUGCUGCCCUUUUCCAACGGCCUGGUGGCAACGGGCAACAGCCAGCAUCACCAUCGCUGCCCGAUUUCUCGCAUAUGAGCAACUUUUCCACCCAGGCGCAUCCGAUGGAGACGUCGCACUCUGCACCUGCAUCGUCACAGCCGCAACAACAGCCAGCAGGAGCUCAUGGGCACCAGCCACCACUCGUCUCGGUGGAGGAAACCACCUCGUUCCAGAUUACUAGUCUACAUGUGCGCGGCGACACGCUUGCCGCCGGCUAUUCGAACGGCGCGGUCUCGCGGUGGGACCUCGAUCCGUGCCGGAAAAAGACCAUGACUAUGCUCGUCUACCGCUCGCCCGUGCGGCUCGUGCAUGUGAUUCACACGCGCGUCUCCGUGUACCUGCAAAGCUGCUCGCCGGCGGAGGCCGCCGUGCUCUCGUCGGUCGCCGCAUCGCAACACCUCGAGCAGCCAAUCCCGCCAACCGCCCGAACCAUGCUCACCUUUCCUGACGGGCGGUCGGAGGAGGCGAGCAUCGGCUUGGCCAGCGCCAGCAGCUCCAAUCUAACGGUCUGGGACAUUGAAACUGGGCGCUGCCAUGUCGCCCGUCUGCGCACCGGAGACGUGACGAGCAUUGCGUCGUCGCCCUGUGCUGGCAUUUUCGCUGCAGGCGACCAGAGCGGUACCGUCCGCGUCUUCCAAAUCACACGCCAAAACCUCACGUGCUUCCAUGUGAUUACCGUCAGCGCGACGCCCAUCACCAGCCUCGCCGUCGGGAGCAGCGGCCAGUGGAUUUUGAGCAACUCGAAUGACGUUUGCUGCCGGCUAUGGCGCUCCACGCCCAUGGACGCGUUUGUGGUUGUCGGGUUGUGGUCCAAGCGCGAGUGCCAGCGCGGCCUUGUGUGCUUCUCGCGCUCUGAAGUGGUGGCGGAUCCGCUCAAGACCUGCUCCGAAGACGAGUGCAAGCAAUUGAAAACCAUGAUGAGCGAUGCACCGGGCCAACUGCCACGCGAGAAGGAACCCUCCCACAACUCGCCACAAAAGUGUAACAGCAUUUUCUCCCGCUGGCCCUUCCUGUGCAAGCAAUCCCGAACGGCGCCCUUGACCAACCGAGCUGUCGCGGCGGCGACAACCGCCCCGUGCACGUUCACGCGCAUUCUCCAGACCGCCUCCAGCUUUUUCGGCGGAGCGGGCGCCACCUCGGCUCUACCCACACCACCAACGGACGACGUCAAACCCAUGGAGGUAGACAGCAUGUGUAUGGAUGAGAUGUCCUCACCGACUUUAUCGCAGGAGCAACAUUCUCCACCUCCGCACACGAUGCAAGUGGCUGAAUCGCUGCCCAACCCGUGGACAACCUUCCACGCCAAUUUGGUGACCAUCCCAGCCGAGCCCUCGUCGGAGCUCGUACCGGAGGACGACUUUGUCGAAGAUGACGAGACUCUUGCACGAUUUGAAGCUGCUGAUCAGCAACUUGCUUUGCUCGCCAACUGCCGACUCUUCUGGCCUGGUCAGCCGUCAACCGUGGGUCGAGUGACGUGUCUUGCACACGACAAGUUUUUCAUUGUGAACGGCACGUCGGCUGGUCAGGUCCAACUCUGGGAUGUUGCAACCGGCAUGUUGCACUGGUCCUGCCAUCAGCACGUAUCGCCAGUCAAGUCGCUGCAAUUGGAUUCAUCGCGGCUCUUUGUGGGUCAUGCCGACGGCACGAUCUGCUACAUCAACUUUGACGAGUGUCUAUGAUCGCUUUCAUCAUUGCAUUGUUUAUUUAUUUAUUUCUUUUGAUGUGUGUGAUGUGUGUUUUCGGUGUUCUACAUUGCAGCUGGCUGCAUUGUUUUUGUGCAACAAAGAAAAACAGUGAAAAAUUACGA